AUGCGCGCGCAGCAGCAGCGCCCCCCUCCUGCGGCACCCGGGGGCCGCCAUUUCCAGGCCGAAGAGACUCACGAGGGGGCGGGGCGGGGCGUGGAGAAGGCGCGUCUGCGGCGUUGCACGGAUGCGUCCUGUGCCCGGCGAAAGGGAGCCGCUGUGGGAGGCGCCGCCGCCGCCAUGUCCAGCAGCGGCAGCAGCAUCGUCGCCGCCACCUCAGCAGCGGCCGCCUCCGCCUCGCCACCCGCGCAGCCGCCGCCUCCGCCUCCGCCGCCGCCUCCUCCGCCGCCGCCUCAGCCGCCCCAGCCGCCGCUGCCAGGGACCUCCUCGGGCGCCGCCGCCGCCGCCGAGCCCGAGCUCGUGUCGCUCAUCCUCAACCGCCUCAAGAGCCAGGGGCUCUUCGACCAGUUCCGCCGCGACUGCCUGGCAGAUGUGGACACGAAGCCUGCGUAUCAGAACCUAAGGCAACGGGUGGACAACUUUGUUUCCAACCAUCUAGCAACUCAUACAUGGAGCCCUCACCUGAACAAGAACCAGCUAAGGAAUAAUAUUAGGCAACAGGUUCUCAAAUCUGGAAUGUUAGAAUCUGGAAUUGACAGAAUCAUUUCUCAAGUUGUGGAUCCGAAGAUCAACCACAUAUUCAGACCACAGGUAGAAAAGGCUGUCCAUGAAUUUUUAGCCACAUUAAAUCACAAAGAGGAGGCCAGUCUGAGCACAGCACCACCUGAGGAGAAAUCAGAUACUUCUUUCUUGAUGCAAGGUGUUUCUGCUAUCAAUCCAAGUACAAGCGUGGUUAAUGAUGCCAUGUCCAUUUUGGAAACAAUAACAUCUCUCAACCAAGAAGCAAGUGCAGCCAGGGCUUCCACAGAAGCAACUAAUUUAAAGGUUAAUGAUAGAAUUUCAAAAAAACUCCUGUCUCAUCAAAGCAUAGAUGGCGGUAUUGAGAGAGACCGGAAUGCUGAAGACCUAUUUGAUGGAGAGAAACCUCCUUGUAACUCUACAGAAGAAAGCUAUGAACCAGUAGCAAACUGUGAAGAUGUAAAUUUAUUUUCUUCAAAUGAAGAAGGAAAAACUGUGUCAAAAGAUGUUAAUAGUUCGGUUAAUCUAAGCAGAGACGUUCUGCAGGAAAGUGACGAACAGAAAAGUAAACUUACGGACAAAUGUGAUAGAAAACCAGAAAGUUCAGAGAAAGGAGAGAGGAGAAAAGAGAAAAAAGAAAAAUCUGACAAGAAGUUGGACCUCUUGAAAAAGGGUGUGGAUGAUCUAAAACCAAGAGAAGAAAAGGCAGUGAAAGACAGAGAGAUGGAAUCAAUGAAAUACUCAGCUCUGGAAAAGAACAGUAGUAAACACAAGGCAAAUGAAAAUACAAAAGAAGCUUUGGAAGAUUCUGAUGUGGACAUACUCAGCGAUAUAACUGUUAGCUCUGUGCACACGAGUGAUCUUUCUUCCUUUGAAGAAGAGAGUGAAGAGGAACUUGCACUUUCUGACAGCACCGAAGAAGGAGAGAUUGUUUCUGACGAUGAAGAAGAAGAACACAGUCAAAUUAAAACAAGGCCAGAGGCUGGUGGAGCUAAUGAUAAAAAGACGAAACCUGGACGACAUGCUUAUGUUCACAAGCCUUACCUUUAUUCCAAGUAUUAUAGUGAUUCUGAUGAUGAACGGACUGUGGAGCAACGGCGCCAGUCUGUUGCUAGAGAAAAAGAAGAGAGACUUUUAAGGAGACGUCUUAAUAGAGAAAAACUUGAAGAAAAGCGGAAACAGAAAGCUGCAGAAAAAACAAAAACAUUGAAAACUGCAAAUCAAGGUAAAAGUAUUCAAAAUGCGGAAGAGUCUUCGGGAAGAGGCAUUGAACUGAAAGCCAGUGGUGCCAGCAUUAAGGAUGUGCUUAAAGAACAAAGGUUUUUGGAGAAGAAGGUAGCCCUAAGCAGGAAAAGGAAGAGGGAGUCAAGACAUGAUGAAGAAGGUAGGAAGAAAAAGUAUGAACAAUCAGAGGAAGGUCUCAGAGAACUUCAAAAGAUAAGCGAAAGUGGUGAAAAGUCUUCCUCAAAAGAAGUGAAAGCCAGUCAGGGCAAAAGUGAAGGGAGUAAACUUGUUAGAAGACUUGCAGAGGCAGUGCACUCAACUGAUGAAAACAAAAGUGAUUCCAAGGGAGAAAAAGAACACAAAAGAAAAACAUCUACCUCUCUUCAAAUGGACGGAAUACAGCAAGACACUGAAUCCCGAGAUCCCAAAUCUCAGUUUGACAGAACAGAAGCUAGCCCAGAAGAAGCUCAGAAGCAAAAAACUGUACUUAAAAAUGAAAAACAUCUUAAAAAGGAUGAUUCAGAAACUCAAAAUUUUAGAAAUGUACCCAAAAAAGAGGCUAGAUCAUCAAAAGAUAAAAAUGAAAAAGACAGAAGUCUUUCUGAAGAUAAACCAUUAAUGAAGCAUAAAUAUAAAGGAGAUGGUGUUCCUAAAGCUGGUGAUGAAGUAGAAAAUUUGCCAUCUGAGAGAGGCAUGAAAAGUGAAGAAGGUUUUCAGAAACACAGUCAACUAGCAAAAGCUUUGCCAGAUGAUAAAACUGAGAGGAAGAAUAAGCAUAGGAGUGAAAGGAAAACAUCAGUAAACAACAAAGAUGUGAAAAAUGUUUCUGAAUAUGCUUCCAAAAAUGAAGAGUGUUCACGUAAAGAGAACAGAAAAGAUAGACAGCUUUCCACAGAUAAAUCAAGAGCAGAACACAAGUCAAAAAGGUUGUCAAGUGAUUCUAGGCCACAAAAAGAGUCUCAGAGUGCAUCAAAGCAACAUAGUUCUGUAACAUCAAGGAGGAGUGAAAGUUUCUCAGAAGAUAAGCACGAUGCAGAAUCAAGUAGCUUUGAUAACACUCUAAGACAAGGUGACAGUAUACACAAAGACAAGCGAAGAUCAAAGAGUGCCUUGGAAGAAAGGUCCUUCUUAAAGUCUAAGUCCAAGAGUCACAGCAAGCAAGCCAAAGUACCUGAAAGUGAAUUACAAGAAAGUUCCUCGAAGCAGGAAUCUGGGCAGAAAUUGGACAAAGAUAAGUAUACAGAAGAGAGUGAUCCAGAUAAGCAGUGUAAAUCCAAAACUGAAAUUAAAGUUUUUGAAGAAAAUUCUGUAGAAUCAGAACUUGCAAGUGGAGCGCAUUCAGUUAGUAGUUCCCAAAAAGAUUCUAGUCACAGAGUUAAGUUACAGCCAGGAGAAAAAUCUUCUAUAAAAGAGAGAAUCAAAAGUGAUAAAGAUUUGAGCAGUUCCAGACUGGAGAGGAAAUUGUCAGUAGACAGUCACAAAAGCAGAAGUUUGAAGCAUAGUAGUAAGGAGAUGAAAAAGAGAGAGGAAGACAACAAACUAGAGGGCAAAGGUGUUAAACAAGUAGAGAGUCAUGCAAAGGUGCAAGAAAACAAUCUGCUCAUUGAUAAAAAACCCAUUAAAAGGUUAACUAGUGAAAACAGAAAGGGAAGUUUCUCAGCCCAAGAAAUAGAUAUAGGAGAAGAGAAACCAUCAGCAGCCUGUCUUCUCUCCAUCCUUCAGAAUACAGUCUGUGCUAGUGAACAAUCAUUACAUUCUGAACAAAGCCAAGAACCAAUGGAAAUUGAGUUAGAACAAAGGCACAGUAGUAGACAUCUUCAAAUAUCUCAAGCUGAAGAAAGCAGUAAUAAUUCACAACAAGAAGUUAAAUUUAAGAAUAUUUCCAAAAAUCAAAUGCACCAGAAUUCAGUGUAUGAACUGAAUAAAACUUUGCAUACAAAAGAAACAUCAAAAUCUUCUCUUUUAAGUUUCAGUAACCCCAAACAAAAGGUUGAAACUUUUCCUACAAAGCAAAUGGAUGCAUCAAGUAAUGCCUUUAAACAAGCUUUAAAGGAUGUAGGAUCCGUUGAACAGGAGCAAUGUCAUGUGAUCACUGAAUAUGAAACAAGUGAUAAAACUUUGUACGAUGAUUCUAAGGAGAAUGAAAAGCUGAAAUUCCAAAGAGUGACUGAAGAUGCUCAAACUCCUAAGAAUCCUAAAAAUAUAAUUGGUCCAACUGAAGAAAUAAUUUUUCCAGGAAACAAAUCCUCAAGAGAAGAUGCUGCCCGUGAAAAAUCUGUGGAUAUAAAUCUUGAAGAAGUCACAGGUCCUUCGAGUGGUGUAUCUAAAGAGGAAUCCUUUAAUUUGGAUAGGCCUUGUAUUAAAGAUAUCAGUUCUGACAAUCAAGCAUAUAGUGUUGAAGUGGAACAGCAUGGUAGCACUGCACUCAGCAGUAACAUAAAAGAGGGUGAUAUUGCAAAUAAGGGAAUCAUAAACACAGAUGGCAGGUUGCAGCUAAGUUCUAAACAAGCAGCUGAAGAAAACAUGAGUACUUUAAUAGGCAUUGAAGAAGCUACUGUGAAGAACAAUGGUCUGACAGGCCCACCUGUAGUAUUUACAGAUGUAAGUUCAGAGAAAUCUUCCCUAAUCAACAUGGAGGAAGAAAAAAGAGAAAAUCUCGGUGAAGGUUCUUUUGUAAAGAAAGAGAAGAGUGCUACAGAAUGCAAAGACAAAGCAAAGGAAAAUCAGAGUACCUGUGUUGUUAUAGAAUUGUCUUCAGAGUCAUUGCCCAAAAGUGUUUUAGGAGACAUAAGUAAAGUUUCUACAAUGGCCAAUGAAGCAGAAGAAGGAGGUGAUGUAAAAGGAGUUGCUGAAGAUAAAAACGAGACCAGUGUAGUUGGCAGUAGUGUAGGAGCCGGUAGUUGUAUUAGUAUUCAUAACAGCAUGGAGACUGAUGUAAUUGUAAUAGGAACUAGCACAGAGAGAACAACUGGAAGUACUGUUACAGCAACUAGUACUGGAGAAAGCCUGGAUGUAGAAGGUGCAUCAAAUUUGCAAAGAGACGGUGAUGCCACCAUUAGUUGUUCAGAAGAAAAAAGUAAGGCUACUUUGAGCUGUACAAGUAUAGAAGCUGAUGAAGGUUUCAGUGUAGGUACUUGGACCAAAAAUAGAGAAGGCCCGCAUUCUGUAACAGAAAAGUGCUUUGGUGAAUGUACUGUCACAGUAACUGAAGGAAGUGGUGGCGUUACUGAAGAGCUUGCAGUGUGUGAAAGUUCCUCAACCAGUACGAAGGAGGAAGAAAGUGCUGAAUGCAUUGUAAAUUACGUUGAAGGACGUGCAAAGCACGUAGUUAAUGAAAGUGGAGUUGAACUUGAUCAAAGCAUGAAUAGUUUUGAAACAGAAGAGAAAGAUGAUGCUGUAACCAGUGCAGGCUCUGAAGAAAGGUGUAUGGCUUCCGCAUGCGGUGAUACAAGCAACUUUGACAGUGCUUUUACCGGCAUUGGUGAAGUAGAAAGUGAUGGUGCUGUGACCAGUGCAGGUACUGAAGCCCAAGAUGGAUCUAUGAACAGUGAAAAUCCACAUGAAUUCCACAGCAGUGCAACGGGAACUGAACAGGUAAAAGCUGUGACUUGUACAGGUGCAGAAACAGAAAGGGUUGGCUCUGCCAUCUGUUCAGUGACUGGUACGGAUUCACAAGAAGAGAGUGCUGCGACUGGAGUGAGUGCUGAAAUGGCACACAACAUCAUAGUAACUGGACCACGUGCUGACAAAGGCGAAGACAUUGUGAAUGGUGAGAGUGCCGUCACUAGCACAGGCAUAACAGCGGAAGAUGAGCCUGAAACAGCAGCUUCUUGUACUGGCUUGGACAGCAAUGGAAGUUUUGCAGCAGCUUUAGAUACAGAAGAAAAAUAUGAGCAUGCCACAGACAGUGCAGAAGCCAGAGCUGAAACAAAUGUCAUUGAGGUCAGUCAAGGUUCAUACGAUGAUGAAGAUUGUGUGACUAGCACAGGUGCAAAAGAAGAUGAUGAAGAAGGUGAAAAUUUUGUAACUAGUACAGGAAGGGGCAAUGAAGAAGCAGAACAUGUUUUGGCCUGUACAGGAACAGAAGAAAGUGAAAGGGUGCUGGUUUGUGUGGGAGCCACAGAAAGUGGAAGUCCUUCUGUCUGCCUAACUGCAGGUCAGCUUGGAACAGAAUUAGGUGAGCUUACAUCAGAUGCAGCUAAAGGUACUGUUGACAGCAUGACAGGCUUAGAGAAAGUAAUGAAGAUUGAUGAUAUCCACAACAGCAUGAAGGGGAUAGUUGAAAGUAGCACUACUAGUGUUGGUACGGGCAGUGAAAAUAUUAUGGCCUUUGUCUCAGAAAAAGAGGAAGAGUCUCUAUUUGCUGAGAAAUAUGAGUGUGAUGUGAUCGGUGCCACCUCAAAUAAUGAAAGUAUAGAUCAGCUCACUGCUGGGGAAGAGAAAAAUGAGAGUGCCACAUCUUACUUAGAUAAUAGAAAAUGUGAAGGUCUAUUUAGGAUUGUCUCUAAGAUAGCUGCUACACCUUCAGCAUCUGCUAAUGAGGAUGGUGAACAUGAGACCAUCUCUACAAGUGCAACCAAAAUGCCCCCUACCCCCCAUUGUUCUGCUGAGCACAUUGAGCAGACAUUGCCACUUGUUGCAAGAACUGUUGAAAACUUCAAGGAAACCUCAAGUCUGAUAGGCGCAGAAGAUUUCAGUGCUCCAAUGCCUAGCACAGCUGUUGAAUACGUGAAUCAGGAUGAAGCUGCUAUUAAACCAAAUAAGGUUUCAACAAGUAUUUUGGAAGAAUUUGAAGCCCCUAUGCCAAGUGUAACAAUGGAAGAUGGUGAGAAUUUAUUUGCCACUGUAAGAGCUGUAGAAAUGACCACCAGUAUGGAAAUGUGUCUCAUCCCCAUGCCCAGUGUGCCCAGUGGAGGAGGUGAUGAAAACCAUGCAGUUCAUGGCAAAGAGGAAAGGGAUGAGUGUACUGUGAUUUCCACAAGCAUAAUUGAAGAGGCUGGGUCCUCCAUUUCCCAAGAAGGCACUGAAGACAUAGCUCUACACGCUGCCUUGAGAUCAGAACAAACUGCUGAUGCAACUGUGAUUUCAACAAGCUCAAUAGAACCCUUUGAGACUUCUGUGUUUCCUGCAGAGACUCAAGAAAUUAAUCAGGUCUCCAGAACAGAAGGAAAGUGUGAGAUGUUCACUAUCUCCACAACAGAAGGAUCUGUCAGAGCCAUUCAUGAUGUAUUGGUGCAAGUGGAAACUAGAGAAAGAGAUGCAGAUAUUAUGGUCUCCACAGAUGGAACAGAGGAAUGCAAAGCUAUUCAGGAAGCCACAAGCCAAGAGUUUGAGUUAGUUGUUCAAAGCACAGAAAAAAGCAACCAAAGUCCUCUAACUGUGGUUGGAAAGGGAGGAAAAUGUGAUGCCCCUGGACUCAGUGUUGCUAACCCUAAACCUGCCCAGCAUUUGGUUACCUUGAGUGCAGAUAAUACAAAUGUUUCUACUAGAACAGUGGAAGAAUGUGACAGUGCCUCUGUCAUUGCCUCCUCAGAAGAAGCUCCACUUGCAUAUACAAGUAUAGAAGCAAAUGAUGAAAGGAAAAUUGCCAAAGAGUUUGACUGCACUGUAUUGUCAACUCAAGAAAGCAAUGAGAAGUCUUUAACAGUGCUUCAUAAAAAAGGUCAAAGAUUUCAUAAGGGGGAACCUGAGGGUGCUUUGAAAGAAACAACCCCACCUAAAGCCACAGGUGACACUGAAAGCACAGAAAUGCCUACAAAUACAGAGAAAUCUCUUAGCGUAGGGGAAAACCCCUGCACUGAAAUAUGUUUGGACUCCUCAGCUGAUGAUAAGCCAUCCACUGAAGCCUUGAUGCAUGGAAAUGGAACCCAUGAGGAAGGGCAACAUCUUGAAGUUUCAUCAGGUCCUUCUGACAACCCCUUGGAAAUAGAGAGGGGGAAUGAGAAUCUAGCAAUAGAUAUCAAUCACAAGCCAGCAUUAAAAACUGAUGUUGCUGAAACAAGGGACCUUCCUCACAGAGAAUGUUCAACUUUAUUACAUCUUGAGUUGGCAAGAAAUUCUGAGGACACAACAGUUGUGAGAGGAAGAGAUCUGUGCAGGCAGCAUCGCUCGGCUGACGUAAAUGAUAAAGUGGAUGAUCAUGAACCGAAAGCUUUUUCUCAAGGAAGUACAGCAUACAAUAAUGACAAAGAGAUUAUUCCAGUUGUGGCUGAAGAUCUGGAACGAAAGAUGAAGGUAACAACUGAUGAGGCCCUCCAGUGUAGAAGUCCAGCAAAGAAAAAUCUCUGUGAAGAGAAUCAGCCAGAACAGAUUUCUAAAGCUCUUAAAAGUUCAAGUACUUUGACCAAAGUAGAAGCCGUGGAAGAUCAAGUUCCUAAAGAAAAGCCAUUAGAGUUAAUACCUAAUCAGAAGGAAGAGAGCAUCAUGCCAGAAACAGAAAGACUUCCUGAUAUAGAAGAGAGUAAAUCAGAUGAUGGUGCAGUGUGUCAAAUUUUGGGAGAGGAAGCAGAACAGAGCCAUUCUUUUGAAGCCACAACAGAAAUUAAUACGGAAACAACUGCCAGAGACCCAGUAGAAAAACUUGAAAAUGGUGCUACGUCUCAGCAAUGUUCAUCAGAAGCUGUAGAAGAAAAAGAUGAGAUUUUUUGCAAAGUGGAUAUUUGUGAAAAGUCAGAUUUGGACUCCAGUUUAAAUCCUGUUGAGGCAAAUCAACAAAUAACAGUUAAACGGAAAAGAGGAAGGCCUCGUAAAUAUCCUGUUGAGAUACUGCCACUGCAGGGUCAAGCUUCAGAAGCGGACAGAAGCACUGGGAAUUCUUCAGGUCCUGGCAGUAGACAAAAGAUUACUCCAAAAGCCAAAGAUUCCUUGAAUGAAACACACAAUGAAGCUGAAAAAGCCAAAACAGACGUGGUUUUGCGUCGAAGAGGAAGGAAGCCCAAACGGCCUCGUAUUCCAUCAGAGGAAGCAGGAAUAGACACACCUGAGCCAGAUAAAAAACGUCAGAAGCUGGCACCUGCAGCUGAAGAGGAAACGAAAGGCCAAGAUGAAAGCAAGGGAAGUGGCGAUAGUGGAGAAGAGGAAGAUGACAGCAGCGGCGAUGCUGACGAGGUGCAUUCGGGAGCCACAACUAGGUCUGCUUCGCGAUUGGAAGCGCAAAGAAAGCAGCCCAGCAAGCCAACUACACGUGCAGCUUCUAAAAAUCAAAGCCCAGAUCCGUUACCUCCUACAAACCGCCGAAAGUUAGCAGGGAAAAGACAAUCGCCUGCUAAUGCAAAAUCUAAUAAAUCUCCUCUCUUGGCACAAUCAAAGUUGCAGCCCACCAAGCGUAAAAGGGAAGCCAGUCCCGCAGUAACACACAAGAAAGGUCAUCAGAGAGCAGUUGAUACUGAAGGAAAGAAGUCUAAGCGGUAGUUGUACUCCAUUCCAGAUGAAGAAUAUUCUUCACUAAUCCUGUUUUUUUAAAAAAAAAACAAAAAAAAAACCUAAGAGGUUUUGCAUGUGCUUGUUUCCAACGUAUGAAAUAUGUUACAUGUGUAACAUAUUUAAACAGCUUUAUAAACUAUUUGUUUAUGCAGAAGACUAUAUGCAUUGCAGAAGUUUACUUUAUAUCUCAAGCAGAGAUUGUCAAGGGUGACUCACUAAUGCUGAUGCUUCCAAUCCACUCUUCACCAGUGGCCUGUUAAUGACACCUUUUGUACAUAAGCCCCGUAUUUUAAAAAAAAAAGAUUGUAUUUUAUUGUAUAUGAACUUAAUCAUUGGGAACACUUUAUUUAAUAGCAAGGACUGGUCUGUGAACUGUUACAUUAUGUUAUGUUAGUCAUUUUAACUGGAUUUUUAAAUGUUGUGCUGCCAUCAUUAGCAUUGUAUAGAACUGGGAGAAGGAGUUGGGGAACUCUUUUUUUCCGACAAAAUCAACAGAUCUCCAAUAACUGGCAAAAUACUUCCUUGCAUGUGUUCAAGUCAAGUAGAAUAGUAAAAGGAGACCUUGGUUCCUUUUCUCAUCACAUUUGUGGUUUUAUGUAUGGUAAAAUUUAAAGUUGUGUUUAUAGUGUUGAGUAAAUGCACUCUAUUCACUUUGAAAUAUAAUUUCAUCUGUAAAUUUUCUCCCAGCAUUAAAGUAGCUAGAGCUCAUUGAGGUAAAACUAGGCCUUUUCAGCCAAAACUGUCCUGAAGUGAAAGCUGUCUGACUGCAGCUUUUAAUUGUUCUUCUUUCAAUAUUUCUCUUUUUCAGUUGAAACAAUGAAAUUAAAAGUAUCACUUGUAGGAUUUAAACACCUUUACUAUUUUAUCUUGCACCAUUUAUCUUAUGCUUUAUAUACUCAGAUUAACAUACUCAGAUUAAAACUGAACCUGGUCCAGUUGCCAGAAUCAUCAGUAAACUUGCAUUUUCUCUCACAAGAAGAAGAAAAAUUCAAGUUCAGUUCCAUGUAAAGCUUUUUUUUAUUGUUAUCAAAAUUCGUCUCUCACAAAGAUGUAAGUUGCCAAAUAACCUGAGAUUAUUUUAAAAUGUUCAUAUUCAUGUUUUAUAAAAUCAACGUUCUGUGUUUUUUAUUUUAUUUUUUGUUUGGGGGACUUUAUUGUUGUAAUGUGGAUUUUUCUGUCAAAUAUUCUACUUUGUUUCUUACUGAAUUUUUAUAUAUAAAUUAUAAAAUGUUUCCCAAAACUAAA
Molecule: messenger RNA, 10464 nt
Organism: Elgaria multicarinata webbii
Lineage: Eukaryota; Metazoa; Chordata; Lepidosauria; Squamata; Anguidae
Gene: BOD1L1
Product: biorientation of chromosomes in cell division 1 like 1
Exons: 26
Coding region: 1-9207 (3068 amino acids)
Source: RefSeq, a predicted model, not a curated record